This is a messenger RNA of Laetiporus sulphureus 93-53, 561 nucleotides long. RefSeq lists its product as uncharacterized. The record is from RefSeq and is a predicted model, not a curated record. NCBI's taxonomy places the organism in Eukaryota, Fungi, Basidiomycota, Agaricomycetes, Polyporales, Laetiporaceae. The transcript has 2 exons. Bases 1 to 561 code for a protein of 186 amino acids.
AUGCUCUAUUUGGUAAAUGACAUCUAUGAUGUGGCAAAGUUCGUAUUGCAUGGCACUAGCGUAGGGCCGACCACAGUAAAGCUGACCACGACUACUUUGACUAGUAGCACACCAGCGAUCAAGAGUGAGGAUAUCUUCUUGCUUAUUGAGAGCUUGGUCAAGUUAGUUCAGACCCUCACAGCAGCAGUGACUGGAGGAGUUAUGAAGCAGAAUGGGAUCAUGAACAGAAAUCUGAGCAGAUUUUGCCACUAUUGUGGAGAAGCCAGAGCCAUAAUCAGAACAUGCAAGCAUGUCAAGGAGGACAGAAAGAGCAGCAAGUGCAUAUGCAAUGCAGCCAGAAAAGUUGUCAUACUGAAUGACAUGUUCAUACCUCAUACUAUUUCAGGCAUCACAAUUCAUAAUCGGGUUUAUGAGUGGCACAGAUGGAACCAGACUCCAGUCACAGCAUCAGUCUCAGUGGUAAACCUAUUCAAGGUUUCAUCAGAGAAAGCCAGUUCAUUCUCGCUGAGAGCAGAGGAUAGAAUCGAAGCAUUAGAGCAAGAGCUGUUCAAUCUCAAGUGA